This is a messenger RNA of Mucor mucedo, 450 nucleotides long. Its product is annotated as NAD(P)-binding protein. NCBI's taxonomy places the organism in Eukaryota, Fungi, Mucoromycota, Mucoromycetes, Mucorales, Mucoraceae. The transcript has 3 exons. The record is from RefSeq and is a predicted model, not a curated record. Bases 1 to 450 code for a protein of 149 amino acids.
AUGAGUAGCAUUGCUAAAAAGUUCAUCAAUACUCCUCACUUUGCUGUUGUAGGUGCAAGCAUAGCCAAAGAAAAAUUUGGCAAUAAAGUAUUAAAAUGGUAUCAAUCGAACGGUCUAGAUGUAACACCUGUCAACCCCGUAAAUAAAAAACAAGAUAGAAAUAAGGAAGAUGUGAUUGAAAACCUCAAGACUGUAAAAUCAAUCAAUGAAUUACCUAAUCCAAAAGAGACUGCCUUAUCUGUGAUUACACCACCCAAAGUAACCUUAAAAGUAUUGCAAGACGCUAAAAUGAUUGGUAUUGAGAAUGUAUGGAUACAACCAGGUGGAGAAGAUGAAAAGGUCAUUCAGUUUAUCAAUGAUAAUAAGUCAACAUUAAAUGUUAUCUAUGGUGGUCCAUGUAUUUUAGUAAAAGGCUCUAGUUUAUUACAAAAUUACAGAGGUCGUCUAUAA